ACCGCUUCACUUGUAUCUCCGUGUGUGAGAGCGGCGGAGGCGGGCUGCGCGGUGUUACUGACGGGGACACGGCGGACUCUGCGGUGUUGUGCUCGCGGUGUGGUGUCGAUUCUGAUGCGGGGGGAGUUUUAGACAGUACUGGGUUGGUAUCGCGCUGAGGGGGAGGCUUCCGUAGCUCGUGUUUAUCUGACUUUCCGUGCGCUCCGACUCGCGCAGAUGGCGGCCACCGUGGAGGAGCUGUACCGUAACUAUGGGAUCCUCGCAGACGCUAAAGAAGAUUUGAGCAAGCAUAAAGAGGCCUACCAGGUUAUUCUGGAUGGUGUAAAAGGAGGCCCAAAGGAGAAGCGAUUGGCAGCCCAGUUUAUUCCAAAAUUCUUCAGCAGUUUUCCAGAGCUUGCAGAUGCAGCAAUUAAUGCACAGUUGGAUUUAUGUGAAGAUGAAGAUGUAUCGAUUCGCAGGCAGGCCAUUAAAGAACUACCACGUUUUGCUUCUGGAGAAAAUUUACCCAGAGUAGCAGAUAUACUCACACAGCUACUGCAAACAGACGAUUCAGCAGAAUUCAACCAAGUAAACACUGCGUUAAUCUCCAUAUUCAAAAUUGAUGCCAAAGGGACACUUGGAGGCCUGUUUAGUCAGAUUCUGCAAGGGGAGGAUGUUGUGCGAGAAAGGGCAAUAAAAUUCCUCUCCUCCAAGCUGAAGACAAUGCCAGAGGACAUCAUGACCAAGGAGGUUGAGGACUACAUCUUCACUGAGACGAAAAAGGUACUGGAAGAUGUAACGGGUGAGGAGUUUGUGCUGCUCAUGCGGGUCCUGUCUGGUCUGAAGUACCUGCAGACAGUUAGUGGGAGGCAACAGCUUGUUGAGCUCGUGGUGGAACAGGCCUUCUUGGAGCAAGCCCUUAACCCUGCUGACACUGACAGUGUGGAUCGUCUCUUGCAGUGCACACGUCAAGCUCUGCCACUCUUUUCAAAAAAUGUCCAUUCCACUCGAUUUGUUACCUACUUCUGUGAACACGUUCUGCCCAACCUCAGCAUGCUUACCAGUCCUGUGGCAGAAUUGGACAUUCAGCUUGAAGUCCUAAAGCUGUUGGCUGAGAUGAGCCCAUUCUGUGGUGACAUGGACAAGCUGGAGGCAAACCUUACCAUGCUUUUUGAAAAGCUGCUGGAGUUCAUGCCUCUGCCACCCGAGGAAGAGAACGGGGAAAACGCUACGAGUGAAGAACCCAAGCUUCAGUUCAGCUAUGUGGAGUGUCUGCUCUUCAGCUUCCACCAACUCGGCAAAAAGUUACCAGACUUCCUUAUUGACAAGGUUGAUGCAGAGAAGUUAAAAGAUUUCAAGAUCAGGCUACAGUAUUUUGCACGAGGCUUGCAAGUAUACAUUCGGCAGCUACGUGUGGCGCUGCAGGGCAAAACUGGCGACGCACUAAAGACUGAAGAGAAUAAAAUCAAAGUUGUGGCUCUCAAAAUCACCAACAACAUCAACGUCCUCAUCAAGGAUCUCUUCCAUAAUCCUCCAUCCUACAAAAGCACAAUCACCCUGUCUUGGAAGCCAGUGCAGAAAACUGAGGCAGCAGCAGCUGUGGUGGGGCAGAAGCGUGCAUCUGGAGAGGACACUGAUGCAGGACCCCUUGGUGGAAAGAAGGUUUCUCCUUUGCCUAGGAGGGAUGCUCGACAGAUAUACAACCCCCCUAGUGGGAAAUAUAGCGCUACCAUUGGAAACUUCUCUUACGAGCAAAGAGGGGGAUUCAGAGGUGGCCGGGGUCGAGGCUUCGGGGGAAGAGGAAACCGAAGUCGAGGCCGGAUCUACUGAAGAAUGACUGCUACGUUUCUACAUAUCCACACUCAUCUGCAGGACUGCCACAUGCCAACAUCUCCACUGUUUUGAAACCAUCAGCCUUGUUAGUCUCUCCACUUACCGCUGUGUUUUGUCCAUCCAUGAGUUUGCUCGAGUUUGUUGAUCUCUUUUCAGAAUGUAGUUUUUGAAUAUUCUGCAACAUUUUCCCCUCCUAAAAGAGCAUUUGUCAUUUUUCUUUGUGGAACAAUACACUGCAGGGGUGUACUUUUGGAUUGUUUUUUUGUAUGGUGACACAUCCUUUGUACUUUUUUUAACCUUAUAGUUUUCAGCGCUUUUGUUGGGUAAAUUGUCUUCACAUGACUUUGUAAGAUACAGUUUGUGCAUUGCCCUCUGCAUUUUAUUAUAAACUAGUCCCAGUCAAAUUCCUUGUCAUUGUUUGGUAGUUUUUGAAGAUAGAUAUUUAAGUUUGUACCAAAACUACUUUUAUGCCCCAUGUUUGGGCUCUGCUUAUUUUUUGGUAAGUAUGUACAAAAAGGGGCAUUUUUAGUGAUGUGCAUCAUCUGGAUGAUGACUUCCUUAACUUGCAUCCAUCACAGAAGUUUCAGUGACUACAUUUUUUUGAAAUUUUUACAUCAGUUUUCAAGUUCUUGUUUGAUUUUGGACCAUCUUUUGCAUGCAUAUUUUACAGAAGUUUGAGAAAUUAUUUAAGUGUUUUGGAUUAAAAAAAAUAAAUCUACUGUCAUAGUUCUGA
Astyanax mexicanus (Mexican tetra) is the source of this 2545-nucleotide messenger RNA. It is a transcript of the gene api5, whose product is annotated as apoptosis inhibitor 5. Bases 217 to 1809 code for a protein of 530 amino acids. Gene Ontology annotation, molecular function: RNA binding. The transcript has 14 exons. The record is from RefSeq and is a predicted model, not a curated record. Gene Ontology annotation, biological process: negative regulation of apoptotic process. NCBI's taxonomy places the organism in Eukaryota, Metazoa, Chordata, Actinopteri, Characiformes, Acestrorhamphidae. Gene Ontology annotation, cellular component: nucleus.